AUGCGAAUUAUAAAUAAUUUCUCAUAUCGAAUCAAGAAAAGGAAACAUAAAUUUACAGGUUCUAUUAGAACAGAAGAGUUAUUGCAUGCUGAGCUUAUGUGCGUAAAAACUGAACAAUUAAUUGCUAAAAAGCUCAACACGUUUUCAGAUAUUUGUCAAUCCUUGAAUUUAAAAUACGAUAGCGAUGGUGUUUUACGAUUAAAUAAACGUUUUCCUAAUGUACUUGUUGAACUUGAUAUCAAGCAUCCAAUCUAUAUUCAGACAUAUUCAAUGUUUACAAAAUUAUUAAUAUUAAGAGCACAUGAAAAAACAGGCCAUGCUGGAAUUAACAGUACCUUAAAUGAAAUUUUAAAGCGUUGCAUUGCGUGCAAAAAAGUACAAGGUAAAACCUUUAAAGGUCCUGAACCACCUGUUCUUCCAGAGUACCGUGUAAACAUUGAUUUUGCUUUUGCCAAUGCAGGAGUUGACUUUGCUGGACCAUUUUUCAUUAAAGAUAUAUAUGUACACCUAGAAUUGACCCCAAGAAUGGAUGUUCCUUCAGUUAUUUGUGCACUAAAACGAUUUUUUGCAAGAAGGGCUUAUGUAAAAAUGUUUAUUAACGAUAAUUUUUCUUCGUUCAAAUCAAAGGAACUAUCUAGAUUUUUAUGUCCAAAUUUAUUAAUUGUAAAUUUAUUUUACCGCUUUCCUCAUGCAUGGGGAAAGCGGUAA
This is a messenger RNA of Hydra vulgaris (swiftwater hydra), 708 nucleotides long. RefSeq lists its product as uncharacterized. Gene Ontology annotation, molecular function: nucleic acid binding. Lineage: Eukaryota; Metazoa; Cnidaria; Hydrozoa; Anthoathecata; Hydridae. The record is from RefSeq and is a predicted model, not a curated record.